AUGUCUCGAUACGGACGUGAGGAAGAAACAACCAAGGAACCUAUUGGUGAGUCUGCUUCAGCCCCUCCUGUUUCGGCCCCUCCUGUGUCGGCCCCCACAGCCGGGGAGGACAGUGACUCCUCCGACAGCGACUCCGAGAGCGACACCUCCAGCAGCUCCGCGUCGUCGGUGUCGGAGUCCUCUUCGGAGGAGGAGAUGGAUCCGGCUCUGAUGGAAGAGCUUCCAGAAGAUGCGAACAAGGAGACGGAAGCGGCGAAGAAGCAACGUCACCUGGAAUUGGCGCGCAGCGCACAACUUAGGCGCAACGACUUGAUGGCGCUGCUGGGAGAUCUACCUCCAGAAGAAGCCGAGAAAGCAAUACAGAAUGCCUUUGUAGUCGUGAAGACGGACGAGAACCAAACGGCUCUGGCAGAAGUGGUGGGUGUAGAGCCUUCGGCUCCGUACAAUUGCCGGCAUCCUGAGCAUCCCAAGGAGGUGAAGCGAUUAGUUGUGCAGCUGCGCUGCAAGAGAGGUGUCUCCGAGAAGUUCAUCAAGGCUUCAGCCAUUAGCAGCACCAGCAUCGAGGAAAGUCAUAUCCAGCAAUGGUCCAAAGUCAUGGCCCGUUGCAGAAUUGAUCCUGAGCUUGUUCUUGAUCGUUUGAAAGAUCGAGCAGAGCAGAUCUCAAGGAACAAGCACAUCGACUACACCGAGGACACAGUGAAAGAUAUUUUAGCCCAAAAGAAGAAAAUUGAGUUCGAUGCGCAAAAGCAAUCUCGAAUGGCUUGCAACGUGCAGAUUGGUCUUACGCAGAUGGACAUUUCAAGCAUCAAGGAGUUCGAGAUGGCACAGUUGGCAAAGGAUCACAAAGCUGCUGAGGAGCAUUUGCACAAGAUGGAGAAAAAGGAGUACGAAGCUCAAGAACAUUGGUUCGAGACUCGCAGAGACCUCUAUGGUGUCAAGGAAAUCAAUCGCAUGAACGUGGAGCGUCAAAAGCGUGACGACGCGCAUGCUUUGAAGUAUGCGCUGGAGCACGAAGAACAAGAACAGACCAAGAUUAAUCCCUUCGAACGAAGGGCGUGUCGACCUGUGUCUGCGUGGGACACAAGCUUGACCUUCGUCGAGGAGCUAGAAGAGAUGAAGAGGCAACGCUUGGCAAGAGAAGCCCGUGCCAAGCAGGCCCAAGAAGCCAAGGCCCAAGCGAAGGUUGUGAAGGUGGCUGAGGAAGCAGGAAACGUCAAGGAGGGGAUGGAGAAGAUGGAGAAGAUGGAGAAGAUGGCAUCGAGUGCCGAGGGAAACAUCGGAAACAUCGAGUGCCUCAAGGGUUCCAAGGGAAAGGAUGGCGAGGAAGACGAAUUGGAUGAACUGGACAAGAUGAUCAAUGCAGCCAGAGAACAGACUGAACAGAACCAAAGGGAAAAUGGUGAAGAUGACGAUGCAGAGAUGGCAUCUCAGCUGAAGGCUUCCCAGGGUCGUGUGCAACUAGGAUCAGCUGGGGUGAGGAAGCUGCAAACCUUGGAGUCGGACAGCGAUGAUGAAGCUCCGCCCAAGGUUCGAGAGCUAAGUGCCGAAGAGAGGGACCAGCAGGAAAUGAACGAACAAACGAUGGACAUGUUGAAAAUGUCCACGUCGGAGCUGAAUUGCCAGGGUUACAACUGGAAAUCAGCCGCCCAGACUGAAUUUCAUCCACCAGGUGCUCCAAUAGAACCUAUGGUGGGAGAGGCCGCAUCUCCGCCCAAACCGAAACAUGUGGAACUGCCACCUGAGACGGCGCCUGAGAGCGCAGAGGUCACAUCGCCGCUGCCGAUAGGCACUCAAAUUAGCGGGAAAGGUCACAGGGAUGCGAGUCCUCAAAGCCAUGUCAACAAAAGCCUCUUCGGUGACUGGAUCUCCACCUGGACCCAACACUCGGAUGCUACUGCGGUAGUUGAUCUCUACCCCCAUGUCUCGUGGCAAUGGGAACACAAGACGGGCUGGAGGGACUACACAAGGAAAGUAAGCACGAAGAUUGAGUUGGCCUACCGCAGUGGAGAGACCAAAACUCGUGUGCAAACUGGCAAGAAGGGAGCCGUGCCGAUGGAGAUUUUCUUCGAGGACAUGCUGCAGCAUGACCCCGUCACUGGAAACACUCGGAAUGUGCAGAGGAGUGGUGCUUGGUCUAGAUGGCAGAGAUUCAAGCGCCUGUGCGCCAGUGUUGCGAGGGCCCUGGAGACUGGUCGCCCGCGCAAGGAGCGUUUCGCUGACUAUCAGAAGCGCCGGCAAGAGCACCAUGCAGAGAUGGAACAUGUGGAAACUCAGGAGUUUGAAGAGGAAGGGCCAUAUGGAAAGCAUUGCUGCGGCUUGCUGGCGAAAAGCCCUUUGUUCUUUUCAAGCACAAUGAUGGCAGUCGUAGCCUACACGAUUUGGCUUGGUAUUGAUGCAGACUGGAAUCCUGUACAUUCACUUCACGACUCGGAACCAAUAUUCCAAAUAGUGGAAAACCUCUUCUGUGUCAUUUUCACUGCUGAGCUCAUAAUCCGUUUCUGCGGCUUCCAAAAGAAGAGAAGGUGCCUUCGAGACCCUUGGUUCCUUUUCGAUUUGGUUCUUGCUCUCCUGAUGAUGCUGGAGGUUUGGAUAAUGCCUAUCAUAUUCAUUUUUGCCCCAGAUGUGAGCGAUUGGUUUCAGCAAUUUACGCUUUUGAGAACGCUGCGACUGGCCCGCUUGGCACGUCUCACAUCCCUCCUCCGCGCUUUUCCUGAAGCCAUGAUGCUGCUGAAAGGUAUCUAUGCUGCCGUACGUGGUGUCGUGACUACACUUUGCUUGUUAGUUGUGAUGCUUUUUAUCUUCGGUCUGAUCUUCAAGUCCCAGGCGCUCGAAAAUCAAGCGUUGGCCGACCGGUACUUCUCCUCUCUAUUCCACUCAAUGUGGACACUUUUCAUGCAUGCCACCUUAUUGGAUGGGCCCUCCAUUGUCUACUUGGACAUCGAAGCUGGCCUUAGCAGAUUUAUGGCUGGGCUCUUCGUGCUCUUUAUUUUCAUCAGCGCGUUCACGGUGAUGAAUAUGCUCAUCGGAAUUUUAUGUGAGGUGAUCAACAAGGUUUCUGAUACAGAGAAAGAAGAGGCUCAAAUCAGAUGGUUGAAGCGUCAUUUGCAAGAUAUAUUCGAAUGCUAUGACGUGAACCAGGACAAACACAUUGGUGUCAAAGAAUUCGAUCUCCUGUUGAAGAACCUGGAAUUCCGGGAAACACUUCUUCAGUUCGGUACUGACAUUCAGACCUUUGGAGAGAUAGUCCAGGCUGAAUACACCUCCAAAACGAGCAGCAUGAGCUUCGGAGAGCUUGUAUCCUACGUCCUACGCUUGAAGGGUGGAAAUGGUGCUCAAGUGACCGACAUCGCAGACCUGCGAAAGUGUGUCAAGCAGCUUGAAGUUCGCCUGGAGAAUUCAGGGAUGCUCCACGAGAAUUAUGCGGCGACCCGACCACCUAGAGUGGAAUCGAUCAAGGUCCGUAUCAAGCGUGCCAGGGGCUUGAGGAAUUCAGAUGUGGUGCCUGGAACAGGCCAAUCUGAUGUCUACUGCAAAUGUGUUGUGCUCGGGAAGCCUACCACAGGGGUGAGAACCCGCGUUGUUCAGGACAACAUAUCUCCGAUCUGGGAUGAGGAGUUCGUGAUGGCUGAUUAUCAAGCGGGAGAACAUUUGCGCUUCCAGCUUUUCGACCAAGACCUUCCACUGCUGAAGGAAGAUGACUACCUCGGCUCCGUGGUGCUGGAGAGCAGCCGCUUUUGUCCACAGGGCUUCGAAGGAGAGCUGCGAUUGACCGGUGCUGGUCAAGGUGUGGAAGCAUACCUCGAAGUCAAGGUCAAAGUGAAACUGCUUCCAGACGAGGAAGACUUGGGUGACCAACCCCAGACCUCUGAAACUGUCAACAGCAUCUGCUCGAAUGAAAGUGCAGGUGCCUCCAACCUCGCUAUGAUUCUGGCGAGAUUGGAUGAUGUCUAUGCUGUUCAGAAGGGCUUGCAAGAGCAACUGCGGCGUGUUGAAGAACGGAUGGACAUUGUCGAAGUAGCAGUGACCAGGACGGCGACCCCGGACCUUCGAGGGUUCAGCUGA
This is a messenger RNA of Cladocopium goreaui, 4062 nucleotides long. The record is from the annotation of a GenBank genome assembly. Lineage: Eukaryota; Dinophyceae; Suessiales; Symbiodiniaceae.